Messenger RNA from Dacryopinax primogenitus, 408 nucleotides. RefSeq lists its product as uncharacterized. The transcript has 3 exons. NCBI's taxonomy places the organism in Eukaryota, Fungi, Basidiomycota, Dacrymycetes, Dacrymycetales, Dacrymycetaceae. The coding region runs from base 1 to 408 and encodes 135 amino acids. The record is from RefSeq and is a predicted model, not a curated record.
AUGUGUAUAGCGUGUAUCAAGAAGGUGGCGGUGCUGCCUCCAGCGCCUGCAGAGAAGAAGCUCUUCCCCUCUGAGACUCCCGAGCCCAUUGAGGAGCCCACCAAAAAACCUGCCAACAAGAAGAAGCAGAAGCUGAUGCACACUUAUGCCCCAGCCAAGCCCAAAAAAUGCAAGCAGGAGGAUGACAAGGAUGAGCCUGGGCCAUCACAAAAACAGUCCCGCCUUCCAGAGGCAGAAAUCAAGUCACCUGUUGCACCACUCUGUAUGGUGGAGCAUAAGAUGCUGGAGCUGCAUAAGAGCCUGCAAAUGGCUCAAAAAGUGGUGGAUGUGGCGCAGAAAGCAGUGGACAGGGGGGUGGCCUGGGCAGAGCAGAUCCAGACUCUCCUGGGGCAGGCUCUGGCUGAGUAA